GGUUAUGUCGUGGUGCGACGAUAUAUUAACCCACCUGACCCAACAACGAUCCAUAGCAUUCGAUGGUACAUCUCACAGCGCAUCAUGUUGUUCCUCUUACCUUUCCUCUUCCUCCUUGCAGGAGUCCACGGGCAGAGCUUAGGCGAACCGAAGCAGGCUCUUGAGCUAGAGAUCAACAUUGGAACGAUCACAGUCGCUCUUGUUGACCCGGGGACCAACUUGCCCGGGGGAGGUCUAACGACUUCGUCCGUGACGGCAACACCAACAAGCGCGGCGGUUCUGCCGCCAUUCUUCUGCCCCAAUCACACAAUGACCGACAAGCCCCACGCUACGGGUCUAUUUGGCACGCCGGGCACCAUCGGGAUUACUACUGGGUCCAUCCCUUCGAGCAGCACACCUGCGCCUAGUGCCACUGUCACCGCUCCCUCGUUCCCGACUUUAGAUCUUCCUGUUAUUUCGGAGGGUGCUUACAUGGCCAGCGUGGUCUGGUCUACAGCCUCGGUUAUUGUCGGUGGAGCCCUCUUCUUCUUUAUUUGUUUCUAA
Microdochium trichocladiopsis is the source of this 543-nucleotide messenger RNA. RefSeq lists its product as uncharacterized. The transcript has a single exon. The record is from RefSeq and is a predicted model, not a curated record. NCBI's taxonomy places the organism in Eukaryota, Fungi, Ascomycota, Sordariomycetes, Xylariales, Microdochiaceae. Bases 85 to 543 code for a protein of 152 amino acids.